This is a messenger RNA of Homalodisca vitripennis (glassy-winged sharpshooter), 1949 nucleotides long. Its product is annotated as sodium-coupled monocarboxylate transporter 1-like. Bases 96 to 1925 code for a protein of 609 amino acids. Gene Ontology annotation, cellular component: membrane. Gene Ontology annotation, biological process: sodium ion transport; transmembrane transport. The record is from RefSeq and is a predicted model, not a curated record. The transcript has 14 exons. NCBI's taxonomy places the organism in Eukaryota, Metazoa, Arthropoda, Insecta, Hemiptera, Cicadellidae. Gene Ontology annotation, molecular function: symporter activity.
AACUAGUAUCGCAAUCCAAAGAAAGGUAAUGGUCUCAAAGGAAAAAACUGUACCAAUUAUUCCCUGUCACAUUUGGGUUGGAAGUCUGAAUAAGGAUGAAUGGGACGGAAGCACCCAGUUUUGCCUCAGCAGCGCUGAUGUUCAACUGGGUUGAGUACUCUGUGUUCUGCUCCAUGCUGCUGCUCUCUCUGCUGGUCGGGGUGUACUUCGGUUGGUAUAAGAAGCAGGACACCGUCGCCGAGUAUUUACUAGGAGGGAAGAAGAUGUCAGUUUUUCCAGUAGCAAUGUCCCUUACCUUCAGCCACGUUUCUGGUGUAAGUCUGAUCGGGGUUCCAGUAGAGAUUUACUCCUAUGGGACUCAAUAUAUAGUAAUGUGUAUCAGUUUCGGUAUCAUGUACUUCAUAGUGGUAAACAGCUUCCUGCCGGUGUUCUUCGACCUCCAGCUGAAUUCGCUGUACGAGUAUUUAGAACUUCGGUUCAGUAAAGGAACGAGGACUUUAGCUUCGUUAAUAUUUGCGUUGUCUUUGGUGAUAUUCAUCCCUGUUGUAAUCUACAUCCCGGCGCUGGCUUUUAAUCAAGUGACUGGGGUCUCAAUAUAUGUAAUCACGCCCAUCGUCUGCCUCAUCUGUGUUACCUACACUUCUUUUGGUGGCCUGAAGGCGGUAGUAUGGACAGACACGUUGCAAAGUAUAUUUACUAUGUCAACCAUUAUCUUCAUUCUGGUUCUGGGACUUCUGAAGAUUGGUGGCAUAUCAGAGAUGAUCAGGAUCAAUGAAGAAAGUCACAGGUUGGAGCUAUUCAACAUGGAUCCGAGUCCUUUUAGACGUAACACGUUCUGGACCAUUUGCUUGGGGUCCGUAUUCACUUGGUUAAGUCACGUGGGUGUACACCCGGGCACUUCACAAAGAUUCAUCGCCGUUUCAACUUUCAAGGAGGCCAGAUCGGUGUUGUUGUGGACUUGUGUGGGUUACGUAUGGAUUAAGGUUCUCAUCACCGUUCUAGGCUUGCUGAUCUAUGCCCACUACCACGACUGUGACCCUAUCGCUACCAAGAUGGUUCAGAAGUCUGGACAAGUGAUGCCAUUGUAUGUAAUGGAAGUGGCGAAAGACUACCCUGGACUCACGGGGCUGUUCAUAUCCGGUUCUUUAAGUGCUGCUCUCAGCACGAUGUCUGCGGGUCUGAACACAGUGGCUGGCACAAUAUACGAGGACUUUGUUCAGUUUAUACUAAAAGGGAAACAAAAGUCCGAAGCUAUGCAGGCAUUCACACUCAAAGUCGUUGUUUUGGUGAUUGGCGUGAUCUGCUCAUUACUAGUUCCCAUUGUAGAAAGGCUCGGCGCUUUGCUCCAGGUAGCUUACAGUUUAUAUGGAAUUAAUAGUGGCGCUCUUGUGGGGGUCUUCUGCCUAGGAGUUUUCUUUCCCAGAGCCAACGCCAAGGGAGCUAUAGUAGGAAUAAUAACGAGCGUUAUGGUAAUGAUCAUAGUUGUCUUCGGUGCGCAAUAUUUCAUUGCAAAUGGCAUGCUCAAAUUUCCUGGAAAAGUGACCAGUGUGAACGGCUGUCCUGCAGACUUACUCGCCAGUCUUUCUUUCAACGCAUCAGCACGGGUCCAAACUUAUGUCGGCGUGGGAUCUCCGGUAGUCGCUGAUGCAUCAGUACCUCUCAUCUUCCAGUUGUCCUACUGGUAUUACAUCACUAUGGGCACUCUGGUGGUUCUUCUGGUGGGCCUUCCGGUCUCCUACUUAACGGAGCCUGUGGAGAUGAAACACUUGGAACCAGCAUUGUUCGCUCCAUUCGUUCGUCAGUUUCUCCCACAGAAACAGAAGUUUCCUGUCAAAGCUCCAGCAGAAGAGUACAAGCUUGUUCCUACAAACGUUCACUCAAAGGACAUGGCCGAGCCGGAUGGAGAUAAUGAAGAACAUCCUUAGUUAAUAAAUAGUAAUUUGAAAACA